Aureobasidium pullulans EXF-150 is the source of this 1013-nucleotide messenger RNA. RefSeq lists its product as uncharacterized. Bases 201 to 1013 code for a protein of 270 amino acids. The transcript is spliced from 3 exons. The record is from RefSeq and is a predicted model, not a curated record. Gene Ontology annotation, biological process: regulation of DNA-templated transcription. Gene Ontology annotation, molecular function: DNA-binding transcription factor activity, RNA polymerase II-specific; zinc ion binding. Lineage: Eukaryota; Fungi; Ascomycota; Dothideomycetes; Dothideales; Saccotheciaceae.
CGAUUCUCAUCGUCGAUCCAGAACCAGCUUACGGCACUGCGGAAAGAGUUGCCUGGGGACUGCCCAUUGAAGAACGCCAAUCUCCAUGCACAAUCGAGUACAAGAGAGCCAAAGUUGCUGGACUCCGCACUGUCACAUCCAAUAACGCCCUUCACAAACGAACCAUUGCUCCUACGGCAUUGAGACCCCUCGCUCGCAAGAUGAGCACAGAUGCGUCUUCAUCAACCAGACCAAAACGACAACUCGUCAAGGCCGCAUGUCAGUCAUGUCAAAAACGAAAAGUAAAGUGCAGUGGUGAGCGUCCUAUGUGUAUGCUCUGCCAACAGAGAGGUCAAACAUGCAUCUACGAUUCCGAAGCGGGUAUCUCAAGAGUCGAAGCAGUGAGGCGGCGAAACAAGGAGUUGGCAGAGCGAAACUCUGACUUCGACCUCGUCUUCAACGCCUUGCAGACCACACCCGAGCCAGAGGCAUUUGAACAUCUCCGUCGUUUGAGGGAGUGUCCAAACGUGGAAACGUACGCCAGGACUCUCCGCAAGUCGCGACCAACAAGCAGAAAACGACCGCCGGACAGCAUGCACGACUUCAUGGACGACAGUACGCUCUCAAACCUCUCGCCUAUGUCGACGCACUCCCAAGACCAACAUGAUGGCGACUCGAACAUGUUCGCCGAAACUCUUCCCAUGACAGACUACACAAGUCCACCUCAACAACCUCCGUUGAUGAUCGAUCCUCGGCUUGGUCAACAAACCUUGUACAGCUUUCCAGACAACAAUGGUUCGACUCUUCAGAGCCUGGCUGAAAUCUGGCCGUUCCAGAACUCGUCUCACAUUCAACAAGAAACCUACCAGUCGAGCACUCAGGAUUGGGCAAAGCCAGAUGGUCAGGGUGGAUCCUCUCAGCAGAAUCACUACCUCUACAACGUACAAAUGUCGCAGACCGACUGGACCGAUGGCAACCUCGAUCCCACGAAUGGCCAAACAAUGAGUCGAAGGCAUUCCAGGUUCGAUGGCUGA